This is a messenger RNA of Silurus meridionalis, 984 nucleotides long. It is a transcript of the gene or55e1, whose product is annotated as odorant receptor, family 55, subfamily E, member 1. Gene Ontology annotation, biological process: G protein-coupled receptor signaling pathway. Gene Ontology annotation, cellular component: membrane. Bases 1 to 984 code for a protein of 327 amino acids. Gene Ontology annotation, molecular function: olfactory receptor activity; G protein-coupled receptor activity. The transcript has a single exon. The record is from RefSeq and is a predicted model, not a curated record. Lineage: Eukaryota; Metazoa; Chordata; Actinopteri; Siluriformes; Siluridae.
AUGACUGAGGAAGUCAGAGGAGUAAACUUCACACACACAACGUUUAUUUUUGUUGGAUUCCCAGAGACUUUUGGAUACAGACACUUGCUUUUCCUGCUAUUUUUGCUCACUUACAUUUUAGUUGUUGUUGGGAAUUUUUUAAUACUUUUUGUAAUCAAAAAUACAAAGACACUUCACACACCAAUGUACAUACUUGUGUCUGCGUUAGCAUUGGUUGACAUCAUUGUACCUACUGCCAUUGUCCCAGCAAUGCUUUUGAGCUUUUUGUUUGAGUUAAAUGAAAUAACUUUGGUUGGGUGUUUAAUACAAAUGUUUUUCACUCACUUCUUUUCCUCAGUAGAGUCUACUAUUCUUCUAGCAAUGGCUCUUGAUCGCUAUGUAGCAAUCUGUAAUCCACUUCGUUACACAACAAUUAUGAACUACUCAAUGUUUGGAAAACUGCUGCUUUUUACAUUGGUCAGGAGUGGAACAUUAAUGUGCACUUUGGUUGGUUUGGCUGCAUCUUUGACUUUCUGUGGAUCAAAUAUCAUACAUCAUUGUUACUGUGAUCACAUGGCUCUUGUUAGCCUAGCAUGCAGUUCUACUGCAAAAAAUGCUGCAGUUGGGAUUGCUGUAAUUAUCUGUUUUGUUGGAGUUGAUAUAUCUGUCAUUUUUGUCUCUUACGUUAAAAUCUUGUGUGUAGUGCUUAGGGCUGCAGCAGGUGAGCAAAGAUCAAAAGCAAUUCAUACUUGUAGUAAUCACUUAAUUGUCAUGAUGUGUUUUUAUUUGAUAGGAAGUGUUACUUUUCUCUCACGAAAUCUUCAAAUUCAAAUUCCAGUUGAUGUUAAUACCUUUCUGGGUGUCACUUAUAUAGUUUUCCCAGCAUGUAUAAAUCCAAUUAUCUACGGUGUCAGAACCAAAGAAAUAAGAAAUGCACUGUUAAAAAUAUUUAAGAUACAUGCAAAUAGAAUUGUUACAGUAAAGGUUUCAGUUGUCAAGUUCUGA